CUCCCUCUCUCGUUGGCAAGUGAAAACAUGAAAAGAAAUAGGAUUAAUUAAUUUUAUCCAGUAUUUUAAUCUUCGAAGAUACUGAUAAAACUUCUGUUAUGACUAUUAUUAUCAUCAAUAAAAAGCAGAUUCAGGGAUAUAUUGUAGCAUCUUCGAAGAGAUAGUCAAAAGGUCUAUUUUUCAGUGGCAUAAAUAUUACAGAAACCUCCAAAAGCUCUUUGGUCAGAAAUUAGGGAAGUAAUUUUUGGAUUGUUCCUAAUUCCGCAUUCAAAAACCUUUGCCGGUUUUGCUUUUUUCACACCAUUCUCAAUUCUCUCCCAAUCAAUUAUUUUUCUCCCAAUCGAGAUGGCGGAGCCCCAGAUUCCAGAGCCUGUUCCCCAGCCCACUGACCCGGCCGCGAGCUCGCUGGACGAGCUGCCUCCUGACCCUCUGCUGGGAUCCGACUCGUUCAUCGACCCGGACAGGGUUGAGCCCGAGGAAGCGUUUCCGGAGCAAGAACAGGUCGGGUUGGACCCGGCCACGGCGAUUGCGGCGCAGCCGAUUUCGAUGCUCCGUCCCGGAGAGGAGCCGGUGACGGUGGAGAAGACGCCGCGAAGGAAAAACAUGGACGAGAUGUCAGUGAGACCGAGCUGGUUGCCUGAAGGCUGGGAUAUGAGCCUUAGAGUUCGCGCCUCUGGAAACAGCGCUGGAUUUAUUGACCGAUCUCCGGAUGUUCUUUUGGUUCGUGGGGUUUCAUUGAAAUGGGUUCUAUGCAUGUUCGUUUCUUACUACAUUGAACCAACUGGACAGCGCAAGUUCCGUUCCAAGAACGAGGUGCUUCACUUCUUAGAAACGGGCAGUAAAAAGAAAAAGCGGUCAACUUCUGCAACAGCUGCUACGCCUUCAGAGAGUCCCGCCAAACAAAAUAAGUCUGCCAAGAGAGGAGAUAGUCCCGCCAAAAAAAAUAAGUCUGCCAAGAGAGGUAAGAAGUCAGGGGACGUGAAUUCUGAUGCUGCUCACCCGCAGAAUGCUACCAACGGCGUUGAUGCGGAUGCUAGUUGAUAAGGACCAUAUACUCUGUUGGAUGGUAAGACCAAAGGAGUGCACAUGACUUGUGAUUUUAGGAAAAAUGUUGGAACCUUUAACUUAAGGCUUCUGUCCUUUUAAAUUAUGGGCACAUAAUGUGGUCCAGAUUGUGUUGGUGAAUGGUAUAAUUUUANCGGGCAUUCUGUGUCUAGUGAUUGUGAGCUCUCUUCAUGCUGAUUUGGGUUUAGUUAAUUUCUUUUGUCUAUCUUGAU
This is a messenger RNA of Striga asiatica, 1277 nucleotides long. The record is from the annotation of a GenBank genome assembly. NCBI's taxonomy places the organism in Eukaryota, Viridiplantae, Streptophyta, Magnoliopsida, Lamiales, Orobanchaceae.